AUUUAUUAAAUGAUAUUGGGGACAGAAGUAAAUGAGUUUGUGACUAAUCGUCAAUAGUCUAAAAUACAUUAUUUGUCUUAGGAGAACAAACUUCUCUAAGAUUAUAUUAGUGAUUUAGAGAAUGCACUAAAAUUAAAUAAAUAGGCAAUGUCAUUAGCAUUAGAUAACAGGAAAUGUCAAGUAAUAAUUUAUAUUUAAUAAUUAGUUAUAGCAAACAAAAGAUGGAAGUACUAUUUCAAAUGAGUAAAGUUCAUUUUCCGAUUUGAUCAAACAUUUGAAUGAGGAAAACAAGAAAUUGAUGGAGGCUUUGACAAAGUAAUAAAAAGUGAGUAGUCAGUUGCAAACUAAGAUACUUCUACAAGAAUAGAUAGCUGAAGAAUAAUCUAAUUAUUAUAAAGAUUUGAUUAGUGAUUUGGAAUAUAAGUUAAUUGAGUUGAAACGCAACAUUCACGAUAAGGAGUACGCAAUCCAAGAGUUAGAACGAAUGAAGCCAAUUUAAGAAAAAGAAGGAUAAUUAGUUAAACUGAUAGAAGUGGUAACACCUUCAGAAUAGAAUUUAAAAUUACAUGAAGAAUUAGAAAAUGUAAGAGGGGUUUUGCAGAAAAUCACAGCUGAAGCUUAAAGCAUAUCAGAAAGCAAUAAUGCUUUAAGAGAAGUCAAUUAUCAUUUGAAAAGAGAAAUAUUUAAAAUGAGAAUAGUACUGAGAAGUUAAGUGAACUAUUAGAAUAUGAAAGGUAAAUAUUAUUAAUAUUUCAAGAUUUCGUAUUUAACGAAUAUCUUGAGAAAACAGAUAAUAAUCUUGAUUUAAACAGGGAGUUAUAAAAUCAUAGAGGAAGACUAGAAUAAAUGCAUUAAGACUUGUAUGGUACAAGCAGUUUAGGCUAUGGAUUUUCUCCUGAACCAUAACAAUUGAAAUAUUUGAGCAAAAAUGAAAGGAUGAUUUAUCAAGAAAAAUUACAUAAGAUGGAAAUGAUGGUAAAAGGAUUCAAGGAAUUGUUUGAGAAAGAAAAAAACAGCAAUCUGAAUAUUAGCAAAUUAUAUAAUGAAUUAGUUAAGAAGUAUGAUCAAAUUUAAGAUACUAAUGAAUUAUUGAUCCGUUCUAAUCAACUCAAAGAUUAAAAAAAUGAAUAAUUGAUGGCAGAAUUACAAUUUUAUAAAAAAUAGAAUCAAAAUUUUAUGGAACAACUUAAAACUAGAAAAUAAUUCAAUUCUAUUACUUUAAAUCAAGAAUAAGACAUAGCUGUUGGUAUAUUCAGUCCAAGAUUUAAUUAAAAUAAUGAGCGAGUCAAUACCUAACCAUCUUAUUUUGUUAGACAAUCUUAAUAACUAUCAAAUGCUGAUGUGAAACUUGAUGAUACAGAACCAAAAGAAAAUAUAUCUCUCUAACUAAAUAAUUCUAAUUAAAAGUAACCCUAAAAAGCUGUUCCUUAAUUUAAGAUGAAGAAACUUUAAUUAAAAGAAUUAUAAAUCAAUAAUGAUGAAAAUUUUGAAUAAGCUCCUUAUUGUUAAACUGCAAGAGCUGAUUCUAAACCACUUGUUAAAAAUUAAAUUGAAUUCAAGAAAGCCUAAUAUUAUGAUAUGACUAGAGAAGAAUGUGUCAAUUUCAUUAUGUCUAUGUCUAGUGAAUUCUUCUAACAUUUUGAUGUAUGAUAUUAUCUAAAUUUUAGAUAAGUAACAUAAAAAAAAAAUAGUUAAUUAAACAAAUGGAGGAUCCUCUUUCAUAAAUAAAAAGACCAAAAAGAUCUUACAGUAAUCCAUUUUCUUACUUUUCAAAUGAGAGUCAGGUCGCAUUUUCGAAACCUCCCAAAUAAUCAGUUGUUGCUAUUGUAAUUAUUUAUCAUAUUAAACUUAAGACAAAAAAUGAAAUCUAGCAAUUAUUAGUUGAAUUAACAUGCAAAAAAAAAUAAUAAUCUGAACAGUUUGAUUUAUUCAGUGUUGACGUAUCUUAAAUUGAUGGUAAUAAGAACAAGAAAUAAAUGCUUGAUUAAGAUAUUAGUUUUAUUUCAAAUAUCGAUUAACAAGAUUGA
Messenger RNA from Paramecium sonneborni, 2027 nucleotides. NCBI's taxonomy places the organism in Eukaryota, Ciliophora, Oligohymenophorea, Peniculida, Parameciidae. The record is from the annotation of a GenBank genome assembly.